AUGAUCCCUACAUUCGAUACUCGCCUUGCUAUCCUCGCCGCCUUACCCAUUUCAUUUGUUGGCAUCACCGCCCUGGGGCGGUUCGUUAAGAACAGACAGAACAAGCCUUCCAUUCCUCCUGGGCCAAUGCCGCUCCCCUUAAUAGGGAACAUUUUAUCUAUUGAUGCUAAAGCACCGUGGUUGACUUAUGCUCAAUGGCAUGCUGUUUAUGGGAAUUUGUUCUUCAUGCGGAUUCUAGACCAGGAUGUAGUCGUGAUCAAUUCUGAGCAUGUUGCAAAAGCCUUAAUGGACAAGCGGUCUCGCAUUUACUCCGAUCGACCAUACUUAGCCACAAGGGAGCCAUUUGGGUGGGCGGUCGUCUUUGCAUUCACACCUUAUGGUGAUGAAUGGCGUCUUUCCCGACGAGUCUUCCAUCAAACUUUCCGUCCCGAGUCUGCAGUAAAGUUUCGCCCCAUGCAGAUGAAACGGGCCCAUGAGUUGAUCGUAAACCUAAUCGAGGACCCUCAAGGUUAUCAUACCCACUUGGCAACAUUCUCGUCUUCUGUUGCGAUGGAAGUUGUCUAUGACUACCAGACAAAAGCUCGCGAUGAUCCUCUGGUUCGAACUGCGGAAAACGCAGUAGCUCUUGGUUUUUCUAUGAUUACUCCAGAGAAAUCAAUUUUGCUCAAGGCCUUCCCCUUCUUACUCAAGUUACCUGACUGGUGCUGGGGAUCCUCGAUAAAACGCGAUGCUCAAUCCUCGAGGAAUGGUAUGUCUGAAAUGACGGAGGUACCGUUUCAAUACGCACAACAGCAUAUGGCCGAAAACUUGUCCAAUGGCCAGCUUUCAAUGGUGACAGAAAAUUUGCAACGGAUGGAGAAGCAAGACGAGGGAUCCAAACCAAAGUUCGAGGCUGCAUUAAAGAGAGCAGCUACUACUGCUAUUGUGGGUUCAUAUGAGACGACUACUUCGACCUUGAUGGUUUUUGUUCUCGCCAUGGUGUCUUACCCAGAUGUUCAACAACGCGCACAAGCGGAGAUCGACUCAGUCGUUGGAAGCGAUCGCUUGCCUACGUUUGAGGACAGGGGAUCACUGCCCUACGUCGAAUCAGUUCUUCGGGAGGUUUUCCGAUGGUACCCCAUUGUACCCCUUGGUGUGCCACACGCUACAUCGAGUGACGAUAUAUAUGAAGGUUACUUCAUUCCACGAGGAACGACCGUGGUAUGCAACACAUGGGGCAUUGCACGAGAUGAAAAGCGGUACCCCAAACCGUCUCGUUUUAUGCCAGAGAGAUUCAUGGACGUCAACGGCGCAUUGACGGAUGAUGACCCUGCGGAAUACAUUUUCGGCUUAGGUCGGCGAGGAUGUCCGGGCCGGUUUACUGCUGAUUCCUCAGCGUGGUCUGCUAUUGUGACCAUGUUGGCCACGGUAGACUUUUCUCUUGCCAAAGAUGACCAGGGCAAAGCGAUUGACUUCACCCCCCAAUUCACGACGGGACUCACUCACUCGCCUACGGCCUUCCCUUGCAGUAUUACACCACGUGUUCACCUCCAUUCGGGAAUUUUUUGA
This is a messenger RNA of Suillus paluster, 1548 nucleotides long. RefSeq names its product cytochrome P450. The record is from RefSeq and is a predicted model, not a curated record. Lineage: Eukaryota; Fungi; Basidiomycota; Agaricomycetes; Boletales; Suillaceae. The transcript is spliced from 13 exons. The coding region runs from base 1 to 1548 and encodes 515 amino acids. Gene Ontology annotation, molecular function: monooxygenase activity; iron ion binding; heme binding.